GUCUGCUGCCUUGUGAAAGGAAUCAUCCGUGGUAUUUUUGGUUGAAAAGAUACCCAAAUGUCUCCAAAAUAAAUACAGAGAUCUUUGAAAACGAGUCAAAUUUGAUCCAAUGACAACAGCAGGCUUGAACAGGGUUUCUAUUCCAGUAUAUAAUGUUCUCUGUGUGUGUAACAUCUCCGACGCAGAAUCUUCCGAGCAGCACUUGAAGGCAGCGCUGCAGAGAAGACAGCAGAAGGGGAGAUGUAGCUGUGGAGUUUGCGUCAGUCUGAUCUGAGAUCUGCGAGCCAUGGAGGGCGGAGGAGGACUGUCGGACGAGGCCGCGGCUGCUGCCUGCAAACAGGGAGACCCCAUCACCACGGACUACAUGCUGCAGCAGACGAAUCUGCGGGUCAAAGAUCCCGCCAGAUCUCUGGACUUCUACACCCGAGUCCUGGGCAUGACCCUGCUCCAGAAAAUCGACUUCCCCUCGAUGCGUUUCACCCUCUACUUCCUGGGCUUCGAGAAGAAGUCGGACAUCCCGGCCGACAUCAAAGAGCGAACGGCGUGGACCUUCUCUCGCCACGCCACCAUAGAGCUCACACAUAACUGGGGCUCAGAGUCCGAUCAAAGUCUGGCGUACCACAACGGGAACACCAUGCCCAAAGGAUUUGGGCAUAUCGGCAUCUCUGUUCCUGAUGUUCAGGCCGCCUGCAGAGUGUUUGAAGAGCAAGGAGCCACGUUCCUCAAGAAACCCCAAUCUGGUAAAAUUAAGGGUCUGGCCUUCAUCCAGGACCCUGAUGGAUACUGGAUUGAGAUCCUAAACUCUAACAAAAUGGUCUCACUAAUGUCCCCUCCAGUCACAGACACACCGGGGGGGAAUAUCCAGACCACCGCGGUCGGAGAACCACAGAAGAAGACUGAAACUUUAAAUGACAAACCCGUUAUUGUCAAAAACUCAGUUUGAACGUUGCAAAGCCCCCGUUAGACAUUUAGGG
Perca fluviatilis (European perch) is the source of this 974-nucleotide messenger RNA. Its product is annotated as lactoylglutathione lyase-like. Gene Ontology annotation, molecular function: metal ion binding; lactoylglutathione lyase activity. The transcript is spliced from 6 exons. Bases 287 to 943 code for a protein of 218 amino acids. Lineage: Eukaryota; Metazoa; Chordata; Actinopteri; Perciformes; Percidae. The record is from RefSeq and is a predicted model, not a curated record.